Gryllus bimaculatus (two-spotted cricket) is the source of this 6462-nucleotide messenger RNA. Lineage: Eukaryota; Metazoa; Arthropoda; Insecta; Orthoptera; Gryllidae. The record is from the annotation of a GenBank genome assembly.
GAAGAGAAGUGGGGAGCGGAAAGAGGAGUUGCCAGGGGUGGCGCUCCGGGGUGUGUGUGUGUGUGUGGUGAGGAGAGAACGCCAGUGAGAAGCCUGGAGCAGCGCAGGAUCCGUGCCUGUGCGCAACGGGUUGUAACGAAGGUGCUGUGUUGUGUGCGGUAGUGAGCAGUAGUUACAGCGUUUCGAAGUCGAAAAGUGAGGGCGUCAGAUUUGUGUGGUGUGUAUGGAAACUGGUGUGAACAGAAGUGCAAAAAUGCGUGUGUUUAUGUAGUGAUUUAGAGGCAUAGAUGCAUAAGCAACUGAUGUAGUUGUUCGUAGUUCAUGAAAAUAUGUUGCGUUAUUUAUGAUGCCCGUUAAAAGUUAAGUUUCUUUAAUCGUAUGGAAUCUCUGGAGAGGGUUAUACUCUUAUUAAUCUAUUAUGUGUGAAGUUUUAACUUGUGAUGCUUAUUAGCAGUAGUAUUUACAUAUCAACGAUAAAAUUGUGGUUUUGUAGUGAUGAGUGUUUGUAAAUAUUCAACUCUGGAAGUGUCAAAACAACGGGUAGGUUUAGGCGAUGAAGACUGUUUCUCCUGUCAGAGAGAGAAACAGCAUGCCGUCAAUGCUUAUCCCCUCCGCCAACAGAAGCAAUCGAGAAGUAAAAUUAACCUUUCAACCUUUGACUUCGGAUUCCAAUGGAGAGCAUACCUCUCGAGUCAAGGAAACAUGUGAUAGUGAAUUAAAUAAUAACAUACGGAUGUGGAAAGAAAAACGUAACACCAUGGGACAUCCUGGCCAUAACUUUUUUAAGCCUCUCGGUACUGUUAGUGAGAAUUCCCGUAGUCAGAGUUUACCGAGCUGUCUUGAAAAUGAGAAACAGCAUGAACUCCUCGAAGAAAAAUUACAAAAAGAAGAGUUUAUUAACUCUCAGGAAAAUGUCAUUUGUGAUUUGAAAGAUGAUGGUUCAGUAUGUAAUCAAGCAUGGUUUAAAACAUGGCCAGAGAGAGGAUGUGACAAGAUCAUUAAUGAGUGUAUGGGAAAGACACAGACAAGUGCAAACACUUCUUCCAAUCCUUGUCAUGCCAAUGUACCUCUUAUGAAUCCUCAGUGUUCACUGUCAAGCAAUAAAUCAUUGAAUGUUAAUGAACAAAACAAUCCACCACUUGCAAUCAGCACUGCCCAUGUAGUUAAUGGUUGUAGUAAUUAUUCACAUGUUUCAUCAUUGAUACAUAAUCAUUUAACUAGUGACUGUGAUAAUGCUGAGCAAAGUGUGGGUAAGCUACCAGAUCUUAUGCAAAAUGAAGUAAAAUGUUCUAUUCCUUUGUCAGAGCUUCUGCAAAAUAUGCCACUUGCCUAUAGUCCUCUAACAAGACAACUGCAUAUAAUUAAUCAAAAUUAUAUUCCUAAUUCUCAAAAAUUUUCACAAAAUGAUUGUAAAGACGAAAAUGAUGGAACACAUAUGGCAGGAAUUCAAGCAGUAAAAAAGAAUGGUAUGAAGCCUUUAGAAAAUAUUGUUGAAGAACAACUGGCUGCAUUCAAUUUUCAUCAGAAACAAGAUAGUGAUCCAUCUUACAUUAAUGUUUGUGAUGAUUCAGUGAGUCAUGAAUCUCCUCGAAGCACAUUACAAAGAAUAGGAGCUUAUGACACUUCUCUCUCUCGUACUGAUGCUAGCUCCUUUUCGAGUAUAGUUUCAAGUUUAAGUGAAUCGUCACCAUCAACGAAUGAUGAUAUUUUACAAGGAAAUGUAGUGGAUUCAGAUGUGAUAAAUUGUCCAACUGUGAAUCCAGGUUUAUGUUCCAAAGAAGAUUGUGUGACUCGUUUUGAAGAUACAGGUGCUAAGCCUAAACGAAGAGGGAUUUCCAGCUUCUUCAGCAGAAACGUGUUUUCAUGGAAGCUCUCGAGAGAUCCUUCCCCUCCCUCUAACAGUAGUGGUAGCAGCUGCACCAACUCUCCCAGCUGGAAGCUGUUCGGAAAGGCACCUAAGUUGCGGAAUGAAACGUCAGAAGAGGAAGGUGACAGCCGGCCAUCGAGUGGGGCAAAGCAGUAUGAAGACAUUGUGGCCAGCAGCUCUGCUCUUAUCCUUCAUCAAAGACCCUCCAACUUACCAGCAAAAUCUCAGGAUGAAGAACAGAAGCAUCGUCAUGAAUAUGAGCGCAUGGUAGAGGCUGCUCGAAAAAAAGAAAUGAAAGAAGCCAAGCUUCGUAAAAAGCAAUUGCAACAGCAAUUAAAACUAGAAGAACAGCUUGCCAGUGCUGCUCGAAUUUGGAACAAUGAGGUUUUGCCAAAAUGGGAUAUUAUGAAAUCCUCACGUAAAGCACAGGAGCUGUGGUGGCAAGGGAUUCCACCAUCUGUGAGGGGCAAAGUGUGGCGAUUAGCUAUUGGGAAUGAUUUAAAUAUUACUCACCAACUGUACAACAUUUGUGUCUCUAGAGCCCAAGAGAGACUGAGAGCAGCAACGGAAUUGCUUGAAGGGAAGUCAGAGUUUGAAUUGGAUAACCCAGAUAAAGAAGCAAGUGUUGAAUUAAUCCAAUUGGACAUAGCACGCACGUUCCCAAAUCUUUGCAUAUUUCAGAAGGGUGGACCUUAUUACGACAUCUUGCAUUGUCUUUUGGGUGCAUAUGUUUGUUAUCGUCCAGAUGUUGGAUAUGUGCAAGGAAUGUCAUUUAUUGCUGCUAUAUUAAUUCUCAACAUGGAAGCAGCAGAUGCUUUCAUAUGUUUCGCAAAUCUUCUUAAUCAGCCCUGCCAUAUGGCCUUCUUUCGUCUAAAUGAACCUCUUAUGCGGUCCUACUAUGAAACGUACAAUGAUUUCUUUAGAGAAAAUUUACCUCGCCUUUUCUCUCAUUUCAACUCGUCAUCAUUGAGUGCUGAUUUGUACUUGCUUGACUGGCUCUACACAGUGUUUGCCAAAGCAAUGCCUCUUGAUGUUGCAUGUAGAGUGUGGGAUGUGUUUCUUAGAGAUGGAGAAGAAUUUCUUUUCAAGACUGCCUUAGGUGUACUUCAUCUUCAUCAAGAUGUGCUACUUCAGUUGGAUUUUCUUCAUGGAGCUCAGUUUCUCACAAAAUUACCAGAUGACCUUGCUGCGGACCAACUUUUUAAGUCCAUUGAAUCUAUUCACAUGAACAUUGGUAAAUUACGCUUCAGUGAAGUUCUAGCAAGUCACAUUGAAAACUGUCGUGAGCCCAGCUGAAGAAGGCAUGGUUUGUAGAGGGUGAUGAUCUGUUAAUUUGUAAAUAAUAAGUACUGGUGGAAUGUCUUAUAUUUAAGUUCUGAGUGCAGGAGAUAGUUCCUGUUUGCCUGAGGCAUUGAUGACUUCUUACAGCUUAUAUUUUGUAUCUUUCAUCCACUGAAUUUUUGCUUUUGAGAGAUUCUCUUAUGAAAAGCCUAUGCCCCUUAAGUGCCAUAAGCUGGCUCAAGAAACCCACUUGCUAAUAUUAUGCUCUGUGAAGAUGACUUCGCAUCUGAGAUUAUGGAAAGGAGCAUAGCAGUAAGAUAACAUGUUGAGGAUGAAAUGAAUUCAAUGAGGAGAGAUGGUAGGGAACUGUUUCCUAAAGUUAUCAAUUUUACUUCUUUCCUCCAUACAAUACAUAAUAUGUACAUAGAGAUUAAUAAAGGAUAAGCCUUUCUUACUACUGUGCUAAAUUACUUGUAAGUUCUGUUUAUUUAUAUAAGAAAUGUACACUUUGAAUUACACAUAUAAUUCCAAACAAGUCUUGCUUCAUCUUCAUAUUAUUUAUUAUUAUCGUUAUGAAAAAUAUAAAGAGUUAUUUCUCUGGUAACAUGUCAAACUCAGAAGGUUUAAAUCUUGUAAACAUGAAUUACCUGCUAUUUUGUGCUUCCUGUAUUUUAAUACGUUAGUUAAAUUUUCCAAAUAUGAUAUUACUAGUAUUUUAUAUUAUCUAGAAACAGUACUUUAAAGUGCUCCAAAAUACUCUUUGUACUGUAUGAAAGGGAAGACCAUUUAGAAGUUUGAUAUUUGUAGUAUUGCUGGCAGAUUCCAUUAAAAUCCAUAUUAAUUAUUCUGUAAUAAUCAAGAAAGACGAUUUGUUGUCACAAGCAAUGUGAUGCAAGAUCAGGAGAAUAGUCCCACAUAGAAUGUUUUUAAUGCAAUUUUUACAUGCUCAAUAUUAUCAGUUUCUUAUGUAUGUUAAAUAACUGUGUAGAACAUUCAUCCAUUGGCCAUUUAUUUAACAUUGUGUUUCCUGUGAAGUUGCAUAUUUCAUGGGAAUUUGUCAGUGGCAUCACUUCAACAAAUGAAAGACUGAUAGUAGUGUAAAUAUUCUGAUCUUCCAGAUGAAUAUCGUGAUUAUAUGAAUAAAAUAAUUUCUAACGCCUUUAACAUUUGUAUGAAUUCAGUGCUUCAGAAAUUAUUCUUUCUUUCCAAUGUCUUCAUGAAUAACUGAUUUGUGCUUGAAAACUAAAUCUUUUUUGUAAAAUUUAGAAAAGAUGGUUCACUUUACUAGUAAUUUCAAGAGUUCUCCUAAUGAUCAUUACAGUAUUUUAUUAAGUGAUGAGUAUGAAAAGCACUUCUAUGGAAAAGCUCCUAGGUUUCUUGUCAGUGAUUUUAAUGAAUUGAUUUGAGUGUUAUGCCAUUUACACUAGGAAAAAGAAGCAUGUAUCGCUUUCAUAAUAUUGGGAGUCGGAAAGUUCUCUGAAUGAUGAAAGUUCAUAGACUUUUUUUAAUGUCCAGCCAUAGUACAUCAGGAAUCAAUAGUCCUGGUCUAAGGUUUCAUUGUGGGGAAAAGUCUCUGUGCUUAAUGUACAGAUUAUGAUAUUGUUUUGUCAACUGUUACAAUUAAGUAACAAUUCUUUUCAUUUAUUACAUUCUUGAAAUUUAAUUCAGAUACUACUAUUACCAAUCUUCAUCUUCUAGAUGUGGCAAAAUAUUUGUUAAAUUGUGUAUAUGUUAUAUUUAAUACAUUUAUGAGCCCUCAAACUUAUUGCUGUAGUCUGGACAGAUGUUGAUGUGAUGCUUUAAACAGUUGGGUGCCAUGAGUAGAAAACAGCUGUGUGAGGAAUAUCCCAAGUGCUUUAUAAAAUGGCAUAGAAAUGCCUUCUCUUUCAAAAUAUUAAGAAAUGAUUCACUGUUAAUACCAUCCAUUUUCUCACAUUACAUUUUCCGUCCAUUUUCUUUAAAACUGACUUGCAUAUUACUCCUUCAUUCUCUGUGGUAUCAUGAAUUUACACAUAACUUUCCUAGUAAUAAUAAUAAUAUUUAAGAUAAGUUACAGAAUUUCGUAUGUUAAAGUUGAUCCUAUUAAUUUUAGAUAAAACAUCAGUUUAAAGAGCUGAUAAAAAUCUUGUCAAAAUGUACCGCCUUCCUAAUUUAUGAAUCUCUUCAGGAAAAUUUUUUAACAUUAACAACCAUGCCGAGUUACAUUCCCUCCAAAAUAAAGUUGUAAAAAUCUGUUCACAUGAAUUGUUGAACAUUUUAUAUUUUAAUGAAUUUCUUAAAACAAAUAUACAUAUUAAUUUAAAUUACGCUUGUAAAAAUAUGAGGAAUAUAAUGUAUUGAAAAAGAGGUGUCUAUAAAAUUAUUAUUUUUGUUAUAAUUAAUUAGAUGUGAAUAUCAGUUAUUCAGUUGAUCUUUGAGAUUAAUUUAUUUUUGGUUGUGUUUAUGAGCUAAGAUUCAAUAUUGUACAGAAUAGUAAUUUAUUGUGUGUAAAUGAAGUUUGUAUAAGACAAUUGAUGGAGAUCAGAUUUUAUUAUGAGUCUGAAAUAUUUGUAAAUGAUGAAUCAGUCAAGUGUAAAGUAAGAGUUCUGUUGUACCUAAUUAUUUUAUAAACCAGUUUCUCUUCUAGCUAAUUUUUUAAAUUUUCAAAGAUCUUUUUAAUGUUUUACAUUGUGCAAUAUGAAAAACUGAACAAAUCUUUUGUGUUAAGAUAUAACCUGACAUUUUCAUUUGAGUAUGUCCGAACUAACAUUGAUCAUAUGUACAAUGAAAAAAAUGCUCAAAGAGCAACACUAUUUUGUAUUGUAAUCUUGCCAUCCUGUUAAAUGUUCUUGAGAUUAUUCGUAAUAUAAAUAGACUUCAAAAAUGCAAAUUUAUUAUAUGUUCUUGAAUGUAUCUGUUGUAUAAAUAUUUUUUAAAAAUUCUGUGAUGUAAUAAAGCAUUACAGUUGUAUAUAUGUAAGUUUAAGGUAUGUUCUAUUUUCAAAAAAAUAUAUAUGCUGAAUUUAAACCGUUUUAACUUAUUCCUUCCAUGCCUAUGGUAUUUUGUGUAGGCAAGAUGUGCUUUUAUACAGAUCAAUAUUAGAGUUUAUAUCGCACCUCCAAUAGAAAAGUGACAAAAGUGCAAGAUCGUCAUUUUGCAGCUAAAUAGCUGAUAAGAGGUUACCAAGAGGUACUGCUACUAUUCUGAAGUUGAUUUUGAAUUAGUUAAAUUACUGUCCGCUAGGAGGUGAAUAUUUGGUACAAUCUAUAACAAGUAUUACAGAACUAUGAAAUGUAUAAUUGCAAAUUCUGGGAAGUUCGCACUUGUCACUUUUC